CAACAGAUGAAGAUGCACGAUGGCUGGAUUCAGAUGCAUUCAAGUGUUUUUAUUUGUGAUUCUUCUGCUGGAGUUUACAGCAGCAGCAAAUGGAGACGUGUUGUACAUUUAUGGUAGAGAUGGAGAUGGAGUCACUUUGCCUUGUACCAGUGUGAGAGAUGAUCAGAAUCAAUGUAAUGGGACGAGCUGGACCAUCAAUGAAAACAUAACCAGAAAUGCAACAGAGCUGAUUAGACUUGGGAAGAUCACUGAGUAUGCCCAGGAUAAAUCAGACAGACUGAAUAUCACAGAAGACUGUUCUCUGGUUUUGAACAAGGUCAAAGACGAGGAUGUAGGUCUUUACUUCUGUCGACAGUACGAUGAGUCAGGACAUGAACGUGGACAUCGCUCUGCGGUUUAUCUGUCAGUUGUUUCCUUGACUGAACGUCAGGACGGUGAUGAUGUGACGUUUAUCUGCUCUGUGUGGAUAUAUGGACAUUGUAUUAGUCAAGUGACCUGGAUGUUUAAUGAUGCUGAAGUAGAAAAAGAUCACCCAGAUAUGACAAUAUCAAAUUCUUCCUGCAGUGCAAAUGUUACUUUUAACAGAAGAAAAUACUUCUACACAAAGAAAGCUCGGAUGUUUAAAUGUAGAGUGCGUCUCGGUAAUAAAAUCGAGGAGUUUUCCUUCAGACAUUCGUCAUCUGAAGAGCAACCAGAUACUUGGUAUUUGUUGAGAAACGUCAUUGGGAGUGUGGGUUUAGCAGCACUCUUAAUAUCUGUGGUUACAGUCAACAUCUGGACCAGAACUAAAGGGAACAAAACACGGACGAGGAGAAACACUGUCCAUAAGGAUGAAGGUGAAGCUGAUGGUACAGUUCAUUAUGAAAACCUUGGAGAACCUUCUGUCUCUGUCAGAUUCCACUGAUCAGUGUCAGCAAGAUGACCCCACGCUUGAAUAUUGUUGGUUUUAUUAUUUACUAUAUGUUAAAUCAUGCAUGUUUUUGAGGCCAAGCAUUUCUACUUUAAGCACAAACUUGUAAGUUCUAAUUUCAUUCGAUGGGGAAAACAUUUGCUGAGUUUUGUCAAAUGUCUUGUCUGGUUGUAACAGUUGUAAGAAUGUUUUGUUUUUGUUUUUUUUCAGUUAAAAUGAAUUUCAUAUGUAGAGUGCUGAAGUUUUGUCCUUUCUCAUUACACCCCCAUGCGACUUUAUUUCAGAAAAAACAACAUAUUACAGUCAAAGGCAAGAGACAAGUCAUUUUUCUAUCUUGUUUGUAUUGUGCAGUUAUUAAAACACUGUUUCACAUUAUUACAUGUAACAGUGUAAAUGAAUAUGUAUUUACACAACAUUAAAGCAAGUGAAUGAAAAAAUGACGCUGUGAAUUUAUAUUUUCCUUAGUUUCUGAGGUACAUUUUCCAUCAUGUAAUUUAUCCUCGUACAAUAAAAAUGACUGA
This is a messenger RNA of Sphaeramia orbicularis (orbiculate cardinalfish), 1431 nucleotides long. RefSeq lists its product as uncharacterized. The coding region runs from base 20 to 904 and encodes 294 amino acids. Gene Ontology annotation, biological process: interleukin-15-mediated signaling pathway; T cell activation; positive regulation of ERK1 and ERK2 cascade. Gene Ontology annotation, cellular component: membrane raft; external side of plasma membrane. The record is from RefSeq and is a predicted model, not a curated record. NCBI's taxonomy places the organism in Eukaryota, Metazoa, Chordata, Actinopteri, Kurtiformes, Apogonidae. The transcript has 6 exons. Gene Ontology annotation, molecular function: protein tyrosine kinase binding; MHC class II protein binding.